Sceloporus undulatus (fence lizard) is the source of this 581-nucleotide messenger RNA. It is a transcript of the gene PMCH, whose product is annotated as pro-melanin concentrating hormone. The transcript has 3 exons. Gene Ontology annotation, biological process: chemical synaptic transmission; behavior. Bases 1 to 489 code for a protein of 162 amino acids. Gene Ontology annotation, molecular function: type 1 melanin-concentrating hormone receptor binding; melanin-concentrating hormone activity. The record is from RefSeq and is a predicted model, not a curated record. NCBI's taxonomy places the organism in Eukaryota, Metazoa, Chordata, Lepidosauria, Squamata, Phrynosomatidae.
AUGUAUACCUCAUUCUCCACAUUACUACUCAUUUUCUCUCUCUUUUCUCAAGGUUUUUUACUUUCAGUUUCAAAGUCUAUACGAAAAACAGAAGAUGAUAUGCUGCUAAGUACAUUCAGACUUGGAAAAGUAAUACAGAAUGGAGGCAAAGCUCAAAAGUCAUGGCCUGCAGCUUCUCUUGAACAUUAUAAAACGGAGGACAACAAUUUUCUGGAUGAAGAGGAAGAUGGAGCCCCAAAGUUCUCUAAUAUAGGUUCUAAUCAUCACAGACAGCCACUGAAGCUGGAUAUUAAGCGACUUCCUUAUAUUGCACUGGAAGGACCAAUGGCUUUCCCAGCUGAUGCUGAAGUUGAAAGUAAUGAAUCAAGAAAAGAAAGGGGAGAGACAGAAGAUGAUGAAAAUUCAGCUAAGAUACCUAUUGGCAGAAGAGAUUUUGACAUGCUUAGGUGCAUGUUGGGAAGAGUCUAUCGACCUUGUUUGCAAGUUUAAAAUACUGAACUUCAUCAUUUGGAAGAAAUAAAAUAAUUUCUUGACAAUUCAUUGAAGACGUAGCUGUGGUUUAAAGUAUUCCUAUGUGUCCG